AUGUCGAGAUUGCCUCGUCUCAGAAGCUCAUCGCCAGACAGGACCGAAUCCGGACCCUCGCUGGCGACAAGAGUGACCCUCAAACGCAAAGCCACCAUCGACGAGGAACAAGAAAGCGAUGACCAGCCUCGAAAACUGCCAGCUAUUGGGGCUAGUCGCCCUAACCGAACCCUUCAGCCAUCUCGCACUGCAAUGAACCUCGCAGCAAGUACCGGAAAAGCGCCAUCACCAAAUCUUCCAAAGCCACUGACGAAACCACGCGCUCCAGCACUUACAAGAUCAACAACCACUAGGGGUACGAGUGCACCGCCUGUUGGGGCCGCAGGCAGAGUGGCGGCAAAGCCCACAUCAGCAAGGGCCACUACGGGGAGGACUGUCUCGGGGCCUCUUGCAGGAGGGCGAUCAUCCGACGACAAACGGUUCAAUGAGCUCCAAUCCCAACUAACAUCAAUCGAAAAGGCACGAGCGGCCGAUGCUGCCCGGCUAGCAGCCGAUAUGGAAGCAGAGCGCGAUAAAGUCGCGGAACUGCAAUCCAACCAUCUAGCCUUGUCUCGGGAGCUCGCCACUGCCAAGUCACAGGAAAUCAACCAACGACGAGAGCUCGUGCACGCAUCGGAUGAGAUUGAGAACCUUAAGAAGAAGCAUGCGCGGGAGGUCAUGGAUCUGGAGAUGGAUGUGAAGAAGCGGGACAGGGAGAUCAGAGAAGUCUCGGAGGACUUGAGGAUGUGUCGGAGCGAUUUGGAGAGGGAGAGGGAGACGGUGUCAACCCUCAAAUCGACCAUCUCUCACCAGUCUACGUCGCAGCUGACGUUGACGACGCAGAACCAGGCGAUGCAGGCCCAGGCAACGGCGCUGCAAUCACAGAUUGAUGUUUACGCCAGGACGGUCUCGGAGCUGACGCUCAAACUUGAAUCUGCACAGAAGGAGGUCGAUGACCUGAAAAAAGAGGCUAUGGAGAGCGAGACUGUGCGAAGGAAACUCCAUAACAUGGUUCAGGAGCUCAAGGGCAACAUUCGCGUCUUCUGUCGCGUUCGCCCUGUGCUGCCUUCAGAUUUCCCCUAGGACCUUCAAGCCAACAUGGUAUUCCCUGACCGCAGGGAUCACAAGGAGAUUGUGCUCUCCUCUUGUAGUGAAAGCGCUACUGGCCAGCAGAGAAACGAGGUGUAUAACUUUGGCUUUGAUCGGGUAUUCGAGCCGGAGUCAACGCAGGCUGAAGUAUUCGAAGAAGUCUCCAUGUUGGCGCAGAGUUGCACGGAUGGCUACAACGUCUGCAUCUUUGCAUAUGGGCAAACUGGCUCUGGCAAAUCGUUCACCAUGGAGGGAGGUCCGUCGGAGGCAUCAGCUGGCAUGAUUCCUCGAGCAGUGGAACAAGUCUUCCGCGUCGCGGAAGAGAUGAAGAGUAAAGGCUGGGAGUACAAAAUGGAAGGACAAUUCCUCGAAAUCUACAACGAAACCAUCAACGACCUCCUCGGCACCUCCGAGUUCGACAAGAAGAAACACGAAAUCAAACACGACCCCAAGACUGGCAGCACCCGUGUAACUGACGUCAACGUCAUCCCAUUGCAUUCCGCCUCCCAAGUCCGUUCCCUACUCUCCCUUGCCCAAUCCCGACGGAGCGUAGCCGCCACGCUCAUGAACGAACGUUCCUCCCGCUCCCACUCUGUCUUCACAUUGCGGAUUAGCGGUGUGAACGUCGGGAUGGGCGGGACGGGGGGCACUGGUGAGAAAUGUGAAGGGAGUUUGAACCUUGUCGAUCUGGCUGGGUCGGAGAGGCUCAAUGUCAGCUUUGCGAGCGGGGCUCCUGUGGAGAAGGAGAGGGUGAAGGAGACGCAGAGUAUCAACAAGAGCUUGAGUGCCUUGGGCGACGUGAUUGCGGCGCUUGGGGAGAAAGGUGAGGGGGCGAAUGGCAAACAUAUACCUUAUCGGAAUUCGAAGCUCACUUACUUGCUUCAAAACUCGCUCAGUGGGAACUCCAAGACCUUGAUGGUGUUGAAUCUUUCGCCUCUGGCCGCUCAUAUGAAUGAAUCCUUGACCUCGCUGAGGUUUGCUACCAAAGUCAACAACACCACCAUCGGAACAGCAAAGAAGCGUACUUCGUGA
This is a messenger RNA of Laccaria bicolor S238N-H82, 2100 nucleotides long. NCBI's taxonomy places the organism in Eukaryota, Fungi, Basidiomycota, Agaricomycetes, Agaricales, Hydnangiaceae. The record is from the annotation of a RefSeq genome assembly.